ACUGUACCACACAGUUUCUUUCUUCGUGUUCGUCUCCACUGAUCAAAGUAGUACACAAUGACUUCUGUAGACCUAGUCAACAGAGAUCCAAACAGCAUCAAUGACCAUAUCAAGGUCACCUUCGAAGAUGUAUUGGCUGAACCGGAGGGUGCUCAUUCCAUGGACUGCGUGUGGAGCAACUCUUACAAAUGCUUCAACUGCUGCAAGAAACUGUGCUACACCCUGAUGACCCUGUGCUGUGGCAUCUGCAUCGCCGCUGGCUGGGGCUGUGAGUUCGCCUACAUCGCCUUUGUCCACAUCUGGUACGUCACGCCAUGCUUCAAGUGCUUGGAGCUCAACUGUGGAUGUCUGCAGAAGCUGUGGGGAAUGUGCGUCCACUGUUACAUGGAUCCAUUCUGCGACUCCUGUGGCAAGCUUUUCAGCGCGUUUCGGCGUGAAUAAUGCAGAAGCCUGUGAUGCCCAUAACAAUAUCAAGCUAGUAUGAUCCCCAAUGUUGGGAAACUCUGAACUAGAUCUACUUGUCUUCCUUUAUUCUUUGUUUUACAUGAAGUGUAUAAACUAUAUGGCAAUAUUCUUUGUUAAAAUGCCCCCCUUCCCCAACCCCCUCCUAGAAAACGACCAUUGACAAAUACAACUUCUUGUAAAAAGUAAACGCACUGCAUGGCCAUUAAAAUUGAAUGGAACCAAUACCA
This is a messenger RNA of Aplysia californica (California sea hare), 692 nucleotides long. RefSeq names its product caveolin-1-like. The record is from RefSeq and is a predicted model, not a curated record. Gene Ontology annotation, cellular component: caveola. NCBI's taxonomy places the organism in Eukaryota, Metazoa, Mollusca, Gastropoda, Aplysiida, Aplysiidae. Gene Ontology annotation, biological process: caveola assembly. The transcript is spliced from 2 exons. Gene Ontology annotation, molecular function: molecular adaptor activity. The coding region runs from base 58 to 441 and encodes 127 amino acids.